Anopheles moucheti is the source of this 1756-nucleotide messenger RNA. Its product is annotated as transmembrane protein 115. Gene Ontology annotation, biological process: retrograde vesicle-mediated transport, Golgi to endoplasmic reticulum. Lineage: Eukaryota; Metazoa; Arthropoda; Insecta; Diptera; Culicidae. Gene Ontology annotation, cellular component: membrane; Golgi apparatus. The record is from RefSeq and is a predicted model, not a curated record. The transcript is spliced from 4 exons. Bases 305 to 1630 code for a protein of 441 amino acids.
CGCAAAGCAAUCGACUGCGAAACAAAUCCCCUAUUUCCACCGCGAACAGUAUCGAUAAAGUUUGAUCAUUUCUGCAUUGCUCUACUUCUAGCGUGCGUACCUGAUAGCCCUGGUGUUUGUAUGACCACCAUUUCGAAGGUCUGCCCUGUUCGUUGCUGCCGUUGCUGUUGUUAUCGUCGCUGCUGACACGGCAUAAAUGUUAGGAUACCGAUCAGGGCGCGUUCUGCGGUGCAAAGGGAAGUAAAGAGCCUGCCAUCCUGAUCGAAGGAUUGCGUAAAACAAACCGCCGCCCGGUAAAUCCAAAAUGGCUAGCAACAACGCAAUGUAUAUCCGGCAGCAGAUGUCGGCUCUGCUGGGCAGUACGUCGACUUCGAUAAAAUUCAUCUGCAUAGCGACGUUGGUCGGGUAUAUGAUUUCCUUCUCCGAGCGGAUAUCCGUACUGCUGUGCGUCACACCGGGCUACCUGAUGCCACCGACGUUCUGGAUAUGGACCAUCUUUACCUACUUCUUUAUUGAGCAGCACUUCUGGGAGGUGCUAGUGGAUCUGGUAACGGUCGGGCUGUGCGGUAAACUGAUCGAACCGUCCUGGGGUCAGAUGGAAAUGCUACAUUACUUCGCCAUCACCAACACUGGGGUGGCCAUCUUGACAAGCUUCUACUAUCUGUUCUACUCGAUGAUAACCAAAGAUGCGGAGAUUCUAUUUAACGUUCGUAUUUACGGGCUUGCUGGAAUGAAUGCAGCAAUAAGUGUAGCCGUUACACAGAUAAUGCCCGACCAUCUAAUAGCCAGAACACCGCUCGGUAAAUUCUCCAACAGAAAUGUACCGCUGACCGUUGUCAUAGCAUCAAUUUUGCUAUGGGCUUGUGGAUUACUAGAUGGAACCUACCCAGCAAUGUUUGCGUCGGGUCUGUACGUAUCCUGGGUGUAUCUGCGAUUCUAUCAGCGGCACUCGAACGGCACGCGUGGUGACAGUGCUGAAAACUUCCGCUUUGCAAGCUUCUUUCCGAACGUUUUGCAACCAUUCAUUGCAGUCAUUGCUAACCCGGUGUACCUGGGCUGUUUGCGAAUAGGGCUAGUCAAACGGUUGAGUCCACAGCAGUCAAACUCUUCUUCUCUGCAAUCGAUUAGUGUACAGCUGCCCGGUGUAGAUCCUCACGAUAUGGAACGGCGAAGGCAAAUUGCUCUCAAAGCACUAAGCGAACGGUUGUCCAAAACGACCGACUCUAGUCGUCAAAACACCGUCCCGAAGUCAUUCCCGCAGACAACCACUGGAAAGCACCAUCAUGGGUCUCACCAUGGGCAUAGUCACGGGCAUGGGCACAGCCACGGGCAUCACCAUCAGCAACAUCAGCUGCAGUUCGGUGGGCUUCCACCGUUUCAGGGUUUCCCCAUGACGGUGGAUCGUCCAGCGAUAGCAUUACCUCCCCCACCAACGAUGACCGUGUCGAGCAGUAGCGGCAACGUUGGACAAUUGCCAGCGAACCCAUCCUUGCCCAGCACGGCUAGUCUACCGUCCCCUGCACCAGUGAACAAUAUGUCCACGAACCUGAUCAACCUUGAGGCAAACGAAGCUAGCAGCAGCAGUAGUGGCGGUGUCCCUCCUGGUGGACCACCAACGUCCUCCAUUUAAGUGACUAGAAAUCCCUAUCCACCCGGUCACAACUCUAGUACCAUAACAAGCCUUCGGCAUAGCUUUAAGCGUUGUUCUGUUUCGUAUUUGUUUAUUUUUCCAUAUAUAAUACCAUCGUGUACCGUG